UUCGUAGAAUCCACCCAGGAUUGGUUCCACAUUAGGACGUCCAGCCAUGGCCUCAUGGGAAACCUUAAAAGCGAGAGCAAAGGCGUUGAAGUCCGAAUUGGACACCAAAAUGCAGGACCUUGGCCGCCUCAACAAACGACUUAGUUCUGCUUCAGCAUCGCCUGCAGACCGCGUUGCUGAGCUUGAUGGGCAGAUCAAACUUGUGGUGGGCCUAAGAGAGGAGGUCGAGAAAGGUUUGAGCCAGCUGGAGGAGGCCAGCGAGUCGCUUGCGAAUGUGGCUGCAACAAGUGCCCAAGCAGCCCAAGCAGCGCAGUUUCGUGAAACUCAGCAGGAGAUGUUGAGGGAUUUCAAAAGAGUGGCGCAAAGCAUCGACCACCAGUACCAGCAUGCAAGGCUACUUCCACAUGCGAAAGCCAAGUCUGCAGAUCCAGAAGACGGCCUUCUUCGAGAACGUAUGGGCCUCAACUCAUCUUUGUCAAUGGCAGAUGAAAUCAUCGGCCAAGCAACUUCAACCAGAGAUAUGCUCAUGAACCAGCGGAGUGUGCUGAACAGCGUGCAUUCCAGAGUUGGAUCGUUGAGCUCAAUGUUUCCUGGCAUUAACACCCUGAUCGACAAGAUCUCUGAUCGGCAGAACAAGGAGCGCGUGGUGCUAUCCAUCACUGUUGCGUCUUGCUGCUUUUUCACGAUUUGGUACAAAUUUUUGUGAGCCGAUCGUGAGCCUUUUGGACUUGGGGGGGAACUCUCCCAUGUGGGGCAACUCACCGAGAGUGGGCUCGCAGAUGUGAAAGCUUUGACUGAACGCAAGC
Molecule: messenger RNA, 806 nt
Organism: Durusdinium trenchii
Lineage: Eukaryota; Dinophyceae; Suessiales; Symbiodiniaceae
Source: the annotation of a GenBank genome assembly